Molecule: messenger RNA, 743 nt
Organism: Nothoprocta perdicaria
Lineage: Eukaryota; Metazoa; Chordata; Aves; Tinamiformes; Tinamidae
Product: galactoside 3(4)-L-fucosyltransferase-like
Exons: 2
Coding region: 1-660 (219 amino acids)
Cellular component (GO): membrane
Molecular function (GO): alpha-(1->3)-fucosyltransferase activity
Source: RefSeq, a predicted model, not a curated record
AUGGAGCCCGCCCAGGGCACGGCCCCGGCCUGCGGCCACCGCGGCCUCGCGGGGCUGCUCGCCGGCCUCACCGUAGCCUUCUGCCUCCUGGCCUAUGCUUGGCGCCUGGGGCCCGGGCUGAGGCCGGCGCCAUGCCGUGCCAGGCCGUGGCACAACGGCAGCAGAGCGGUGCCGGGGCAGGCACGGGCCGCACUGCUGGUCAUGCUCUGGAACUGGCCCUUUGGGCAGCACUUCAAGCCGCGGAACUGCUCGGUCAUCUAUGGCAUCCCCGACUGCCACUUCACCACCGACCACAGCUGGUACCCGGAGGCCGACGCCGUCAUCAUGCACCACAAGGAUGUCAGUGCCAGGCCCAAGCAGCUGCCCCUGGGCAUGCGGGCGCCAGCGCAGCGCUGGAUCUGGUUCAACCUGGAGUCGCCCACUAACUCACCCAACCUCUUCAUCCACGUUGACGACUUUGCCAGUGCCCGGGACCUGGCACGGUACCUGCAGGAGCUGAGCGAGGACUCGGAGAGAUACAAGCGCUACUUUGAGUGGCGGCAAYGGCUGAAGCCUGUGGUCACGUCCGGGUGGGCCAUCCACCUCUGCCGGGCCUGUCAUUUCCUGCAGUCGGAGGCCAGGUACCAGGUGGUGGCUGACCUGUCCACAUGGUUCGUGUAGCCUGCCCCGUUGGGUUCGUGUCGCCAACUCUGCCAAGGCCGGGGCUGGUCCUGGGCUCUGGUUUGCGGUGAGAUGCUGCCUUU